Molecule: messenger RNA, 732 nt
Organism: Pyrus x bretschneideri (Chinese white pear)
Lineage: Eukaryota; Viridiplantae; Streptophyta; Magnoliopsida; Rosales; Rosaceae
Product: non-specific lipid transfer protein GPI-anchored 5-like
Exons: 3
Coding region: 107-610 (167 amino acids)
Biological process (GO): lipid transport
Molecular function (GO): lipid binding
Source: RefSeq, a predicted model, not a curated record
UCUCCCCUUAACUUCACCAAACAAAUCAAAACACUCAAAUCCCAGUUCAGAUAUACCACAGCUUCCCAAUCACUUCCCACACAAACCCAAAAAAACUUAUAUUCCAAUGGCACAAAAGUUUGAGAUGUCUCUAGUCCUUGUCCUAGUGACCAUGUUCUUGGCAAGGGCAGCAGCCCAGUCUAGUUGCACAAACGUGAUCAUCAGCAUGUCACCCUGCCUCAGUUACAUUACUGGCAACUCCUCCACCCCUUCUUCCGGGUGCUGCUCGCAGCUCGCCAGCGUUGUUGCUUCCUCCCCACAGUGUUUGUGUGAGGUCCUUAAUGGCGGUGGAUCAUCUCUAGGGAUCAAUGUGAACCAGACUCAGGCUCUGGCAUUGCCUGGUGCUUGCAAUGUCCAGACUCCACCACUCAGCAAGUGCAAUGCUGCUUCUCCGGCUGGCUCUCCAACAGGAGCAGCAGACUCUCCUAAUGAAGGUCCUGCAGGAACCGGUUCAAAAACUGUACCAUCGACUCAAGGCGGCAUGUCGGACGGAUACUCCAUCAAGAUGUCCACUCCGACUCAACUGUUUCUUCUCUUGGCUACAGCAUACGCUACCUUCACAAUGUGCUGAUUUUCUUUCUGUUGGUCUAACUUUUCGAGUAAUACACAUAAUAUGUUUCUGUUGGCCAAACUUUUUGAGUUAUACGCAUAAUACCGUUUGUGAUUAUUAACGUAUGGGAUUAUUAUUUUGAA